AUGGAGGAAGAGGGUCAACCCACACAAAUUCAGUGGGCUCUGUUUGAUUCAUCCACGAUUACCAGUUUGCAAAUUACUUUACUCGACGAUGAUGUUCUCGAAUGGCUCAAUGACAAGAAAACUGUCCGGGAGCUUAUUCUUAUUGAGCAGUAUCAGCAAAACAGACCUGCAACCAGAAAUCUACCCAAGCUUCGCCUUCCUCACCUGAGUGUAUUACACAUUCGAGACGAUGUACACUCGCGGACUCCUUUGUAUCCGCGAGCUGACCAAGAUCUGAUUCCUACACAAAACCCAGGGUCUAAUCGUUCUGAAAUUACGACGAACACGUUGAUACCUAAUCCCAGUGCCGAGUAUUCCAACGCCAAAAUUCUUUGGCCAGAAAUGGAUUUGGAUGCGGUUCCCGACCCCGCUAUUGCAUAG
This is a messenger RNA of Hymenoscyphus albidus, 420 nucleotides long. The record is from the annotation of a GenBank genome assembly. Lineage: Eukaryota; Fungi; Ascomycota; Leotiomycetes; Helotiales; Helotiaceae.